Molecule: messenger RNA, 1777 nt
Organism: Salvia miltiorrhiza (redroot sage)
Lineage: Eukaryota; Viridiplantae; Streptophyta; Magnoliopsida; Lamiales; Lamiaceae
Product: alkane hydroxylase MAH1-like
Exons: 1
Coding region: 131-1618 (495 amino acids)
Molecular function (GO): iron ion binding; oxidoreductase activity, acting on paired donors, with incorporation or reduction of molecular oxygen; heme binding
Source: RefSeq, a predicted model, not a curated record
UCCGUAUACUAUAUAUACCCACCGCUCUUAUUUCAGUUAUACGUUAACUCUAAGUAGUGUACACCAAUUGCAAUCCAUCAAAAAGCUAAUCACAUAUAUUACCGUAUAUUCUUUCUUAAGUAUAAACAAAAUGGAAUACUUCCAUUACCAAUAUAUCCUCCUCGUCCCUCUCCUCGUCUACCUCUACCGCCUCGCCGACAGGAGAGGGAAGAAACCGCCCGAGCCCACCGACUGGCCGCUCAUCGGGAUGCUGCCGCGUGUCAUCCUCAACUUCCACCGCGUCCACGACUACAUAACCUCCGUCCUCACCGUCUGCGGCGGCACCUACAUGUUUAGGGGGCCAUGCUUCUUCAACAUCGACAUGCUCUUCACCUCCGAUCCUGCUAACAUCCACCACGUCUUCAGCCGAAACUUCUCCAACUAUCCCAAGGGCCCCGAGUUCCGCAAGAUCUUCGACAUCUUGGGCGACGGAAUCUUCGGCGCCGACUUCGAGCUCUGGGAGAUUCACCGCAAGACCACGCUCGCGCAGCUCACGCAUGCGGAUUUCAACGCCCAGCUCGAGAGGGCCGUUUGGCACAAGGUGGAAACCGGCCUAUUGCCGGUUCUGGAUCAUUUCUGCGCAGAGGGAAAGGAUUUUGAUUUGCAGGAUGUUUUCCAGAGGUUCACUUUUGAUAAUAUAUGCAAGAUCGUGUUGGAUUACGACCCCUGCAGCUUGUGCCUUGAUAUGCCUGACCUUCCCUGCGAGAAGGCCUUCAGCGUGGCGGCGGAGCCCCUGCUGCACCGCCACGUCAUCCCGCAGCGCAUCUGGAAGCUUCUGAGGUGGCUCAACGUCGGCUCCGAGAGGAAGCUGCUCGAAUGUUCUCGAGCUUUCUCCGAGUUCAUCUACCCGCGCAUCGUCACCGGGGAGGAACAGAAAAACGAGGCCUCUCUGCUCAGAGCUUUCGAAGAUGUUUACAAACAGAAGAAUAUGAGUGGUAGGAGCCUGAGGGAUUUCCUCAAGGACACGUCCUUGAAUUUGAUGUUUGCCGGGAGGGACACGACGAGCACGUGCCUGACGUGGCUCUUCUGGCUGGUGGCCCGACACCCUGCAUCGGAAAGGAAGAUUCUAGAAGAAGUGGAGGCGGAGCUGGGGAAGAAGAAGGAGUGGAGCGCGCAGGAGUCGCACAAGCUGGUGUACCUGCAUGGAGCUCUGUGCGAGUCGCUGAGGCUGUUCCCGCCGGUGGCGCUGGAGCACAAAGCCCCCGUGCGAUCGGAUAAUCUUCCGAGCGGGCAUCACCUGCCCCGUGACGCGAAGCUCAUAAUAUCGUUCUACUCGGUGGGGAGAAUGGAGAGCGUGUGGGGGAAAGACUGCUUGGAGUUCAAGCCGGAGAGGUGGAUUUCUGGGAGCGGGAAGAUCAAACACGAGGCGUCGUACAAGUUCCCGGCGUUCAACGCGGGGCCCAGGACUUGCCUGGGGAAGGAGAUGGCGUUCAUACAGAUGAAGAUGGUGGCGGCUGCUAUCAUUUGUGAUUACCAGGUGCAGCUAGUUGAGGGGCAUCCUGUUUCUCCUCGUGACUCCGUCAUACUGCAAGCCAAGCACGGCUUGAAGGUCAAGUUGUCCAGAAGAAAUAUUAACUAAUUAGCCCAACUGUGUUAAUAAUGACGUUUAUCCUGCAUGUUUCUUGUUUAAGAAGUGUGACAGCCAUGUUAUUUAAUGACGUUUGCAUGUAAGUCACACCAACUCUUUCCCUUUCAGUGAAUUAAUACAACAUUCACUUUCCAUUUAUAAGGAUAAAAA